AUGCAAAGGUGGAUGUUAUGGCUUGUUAUUUUGACGGUGCUUGCAUUUGUCACAGGACAGCAAGUGGUAGAUAAUUUUAAUACCGAACUGGUAGCAGAACAAGAUGAUGCUCUCCUUGUAUUUUCUACGCUUGGAGGGUUACUCGUGGGUGUUGAUCAAAGAUCUGGAAAAAUACGAUGGCAACAAGAUGAUGAACCCGUAGUCAAAGUGCCCAGUAAUUUGUCAGGAACUAAAAUGCCUAUAUUUCUACCGGAUCCCAGAGAUGGUUCACUUUAUCUCUUUGGCAGAGAAUCUGAAGCAUUGAAAAAGCUGCCAUUUACCAUUCCUCAACUAGUUGCCAGUAGUCCAUGCAGAAGUAGUGAUGGCAUAUUGUAUACCGGUAGAAAAAUUGACACGUGGUUUAGUAUUGAUCCAAUGACUGGUGAAAGAGAACAGCUUUUAAGUUUUCAUAAAGUGAAAGAUACAUGUCCUUUGGAAAUGCAGAAUACUAUUUUUGUCGGUCGCACGGAAUAUAAUAUUAUCAUGGUCGAUAGCAAGCACAAAGACAGAAAAUGGAAUGUAACAUUCUAUGAUUAUUCUGCUAUGCAAAUGGGACCUGAUGUGAUAGAGAAUUACGAUUUAGUACAUUUCACCACAAGUUCUACAGGUCGCGUAGUGACCUUGGAUAGUUUAGGUAAGAUUCUUUGGAAAUUGGAUUUGAAAAGUCCGGUGAUAGCCAUGUAUACUGUAACCAAAGAUGGAUUAUUGACAAUUCCUUUCACAAGUAUUGCCGAUUCAUUGUUGGAAAAGUUCGCGACAAAGCCAACUGACGUUCAAUUGUUUCCAACUUUGUACGUUGGACAGCAUCAAUAUGGUCUCUAUGCGUUACCAUCGCUUGUUGACUUGGACACGACAACUAUAUCGAAUAAUGUAGGACACUUAUUGCUGGAAGGGCCAUUGGUGACAUCGCAUCUUCAUAUGGAUAAUAAAGUACCAUUACCAGGGGAUCAUGUUUUAAUUUCUAAUAUUGAUAUAGCCGAUGAUGGUUAUCAAAGUGUUAAACGUACUGAAAAUGUCAUUACGUUAGGUCAUUACAAAGUACCCGCGGAAUACAAACCACAAAAUCAGCUCCUCCAAAUAACUGGACGAUCUGAUCCAAUAAUCUUGGAGACUUCGACGUCGAAUGUUACUGGGACCAAGUUAUCCGUUGCUAUGCAAUCGGAUACGUCUAACGAUACUGUACAAUCGGAAAAUAAGCAGAAUUGGCAGAUAAUUAUAUCAAAAACGUACAGCGCGACCAAAUUUUGGUUCAACCAACAAGAAAACAUAGAAAUGAAACUAAUCAUGAGUGUAAUUAUGUUGAUAAUUAGCACAAUAGCUUGUAUUGUAGUUUGGUUUAUAUAUAAGCAAUGUAAGGAGCAAUUUCAGCAAUUGUCACAGGGUUCACGUGAAAGCAGUCGUACAUAUUCUGGUAAAUCAGGCAAUUCGGUCGUUACGCUGGAAGAGAUCGGUGAUGGCUUAGUUAAAGUGGGAAAAAUUACAUUUGACACGGAACAAGUCCUUGGCAAAGGAUGCGAAGGAACAUUUGUAUACAAAGGUGAAUUUGAUGGUCGUGCUGUAGCUGUGAAGCGAUUAUUACCAGAUUGCUUUACGUUUGCUGAUCGAGAAGUAGCGCUCUUAAGAGAAUCGGACGCUCACGUAAAUGUAGUCAGAUACUUUUGUACUGAACAAGAUCGUAUGUUCAGAUACAUUGCCUUGGAGCUAGCAGAAGCAACUUUACAGGAUUACGUGGCAGGCAGAUACGAUAGGGGAAAGAUAUCUGUAAAAAAUAUUUUGCAUCAAGCCACAUCUGGGUUAGCACAUCUUCAUUUCUUAGAUAUUGUUCAUAGAGACAUUAAACCUCAUAAUGUCUUGCUCUCUGUUCCUGGACCUCGCGGAGAGGUACGCGCCAUGAUAUCAGAUUUUGGAUUGUGUAAAAAGCUCCAGCUCGGUCGCGUAUCAUUUUCACGGAGAUCUGGUAUCACUGGAACUGAUGGCUGGAUUGCGCCAGAGAUGCUAAAUGGAGAAAGGACGACAUGUGCGGUCGACAUUUUCUCGCUUGGUUGCGUUUUUUAUUAUGUUCUUUCCGAUGGCAAGCAUCCUUUCGGUGAUCCAUUACGAAGACAAGCUAAUAUUCUCUGUGACGAGAGCAAUCUAACAGCGCUCCAGGAAAUGUCUCCGAGUGACAGAGAAUUAGCAUUGUUGCUUAUCAAGGCAAUGAUAUGUAGUAAUCCUGCUGACAGACCCCCAGCUUCAGCAAUUUGUAAUUAUCCAAUUUUCUGGAAUUUAGCAGAGAUUCUGGGUUUUUUUCAGGAUAUUAGCGAUCGAGUAGAAAAAGAUCAAUCCGACAGCCCGGCUUUGAUAGCGUUGGAAACUUAUGGUGAGCGCGUAACGGGAAAUGAUUGGAGAAUGUAUAUAGAUUUCGAAGUUGCAACAGAUUUGCGCAAAUAUAGGAGUUAUCGAGGCGAGAGCGUAAGAGACUUACUCAGGGCUCUGCGGAACAAGAAACAUCACUACAGAGAACUGAGCUUGAAAGCUCAAGAAAGUCUCGGUGAGAUUCCUAACAAAUUUACAGAAUAUUGGUUGUCAAGAUUUCCAUGUUUAUUGUGCCACGUGUGGUCCGCGAUGCAGAGUUUUCGAGACGAGUCGAGUUUAAAACAGUACUAUCAUCCACACUAUACUUUUGUGAGUAAUUACGAGGGGCAACAAUCGAUCCAAAUGGAUCGAAUUAAUAACGCGCUAUUGACAUCAACCACGACAGGACAAACCAGCGUUAAUUGGAGCCCUAAUCGAACAAAAUACCGUCAGAAAAGAAGGCCAGAAAAGAAGAAGCAGGAAGUAUCACCAUCAUGGUUAUUGCAUUCACCGAAUUGAAUUAUCUCAAAAUUACUACCAGCUAAGCAAAGAUGAAAAAAAG
Cyphomyrmex costatus is the source of this 2935-nucleotide messenger RNA. RefSeq names its product serine/threonine-protein kinase/endoribonuclease Ire1 (gene Ire1). Bases 1 to 2892 code for a protein of 963 amino acids. Gene Ontology annotation, cellular component: IRE1-TRAF2-ASK1 complex. Lineage: Eukaryota; Metazoa; Arthropoda; Insecta; Hymenoptera; Formicidae. Gene Ontology annotation, biological process: mRNA processing; protein phosphorylation; intrinsic apoptotic signaling pathway in response to endoplasmic reticulum stress. Gene Ontology annotation, molecular function: ATP binding; RNA endonuclease activity; protein serine/threonine kinase activity. The record is from RefSeq and is a predicted model, not a curated record. The transcript is spliced from 13 exons.